AUGCAGCAGUGGCUGCAGUACCGCGUUAGGGUUACCAUCAAGGACGGACGGAAGUUCGUAGGCACGUUCAUCGCCUUCGACAAGCACAUGAAUGUCGUCCUUGCUGACUGCGAGGAGUUCAGGCUCACCCGGGGCAAGGGCCCCGACAAGAAGAAGGUGGAAAUCAAGCGCACGCUCGGAUUCAUCAUGAUGCGCGGCGAGAACAUAAUCUCAUUCACGGCAGAGGCACCUCCAGCCGCUCCCAUGGUGCCGUACGCGAUGGGCGGACCCGGGAAGGCGACGCCCGCCGGCCGUGGUACGCCCAUCGGCGUCCCGAGACCAGGCCCGCCGGGCAUGCCUCACUUGCCCCCCGGUGCAAUGCCACUCCAGGCCCCCAUGCGUGGUCUUGUGGGACCUGCGCCGAUGCAGAUGGCCCCUCAGCAGGGCCCUAUGGGUACGAUGCCCCCGCGGCCCAUGUAA
Babesia ovata is the source of this 459-nucleotide messenger RNA. Its product is annotated as small nuclear protein. The record is from RefSeq and is a predicted model, not a curated record. The coding region runs from base 1 to 459 and encodes 152 amino acids. NCBI's taxonomy places the organism in Eukaryota, Apicomplexa, Aconoidasida, Piroplasmida, Babesiidae. Gene Ontology annotation, biological process: mRNA splicing, via spliceosome. The transcript has 2 exons. Gene Ontology annotation, molecular function: RNA binding. Gene Ontology annotation, cellular component: U5 snRNP; catalytic step 2 spliceosome; U4/U6 x U5 tri-snRNP complex.